GAAUUCUCCCUAGUAGCGCUCCCGAUUCCAAUGUCAUAUUCACAACAAUCCUUUAGACCCGUUAUUCUCCGGGAACAUAGAGAGUCUUAUAAUUUGCGAAUGAUCUCAUUUGUUUCAAAUUACGAGUGACAAUCCGUGAAAAUGUUCCAACAAGAGGUGACACCGUACGAUCUGGCUUAUCGCGGCAAUAUCGCAGCCGUGAAGAUCCUUCUGAACGAGAACGAGAGGCUGAAGACACAAACGGACAAUAACGGCCGAAUGCUGAUACACUGGGCGGCGCUGGGUGGUCACGAUGAUCUGGUUCGACAUUUACUUUCUCUCGACGGUGGCAUCGUACCGGUCGAUCCCACGGAUGACACAGACAUGACUCCGCUGAUCCUGGCGGCGUCCGCCGGUCGCGAGAAGGUCGUCAACACGCUGCUGAACGAGGGAGCGAGAGUGAACGCGACGACGGUCGACGGCCACUCGGCCCUACAGUACGCCGCGUCGAAGAAUUGGAAGUCCAUCUGCGUCGCGUUGCUCGAGAAGGACGCCGACGUGAACAUCGCGGACAAACGGGGCGCCACGCCUCUGCACAGGUCCGCCUCGAAAGGCAACACGGCCAUCGUGAAGCUCCUCAUAGAGUACGGGAAGAAUUUGAAUAUAGAUCCGAGGGACACGUACGGUAAUACACCGUUGCAUCUCGCUUGCGAGGAGAACCGCGUGGAAGAGGCGAAGCUGCUGGUGGCGAACGGCGCGGACCCGACGACAACCAACAAAGAGCGCAAGACUCCGUUGGAUCUCGCGAGUCCCGGUCUGGUCCGACAGCUCGGGGAAAUCAAGCGAGAGACUACGUCGAAGUAAAAAAAAAAAAAGAAGUGCGCUCACCGUUACUCGGUGUGUCGUUUUCUUUCCUUUUCAUUCUCUCCGUGCAAAAGUGGCGCUCUUUUUUUAAGUUUUUCGUUAAAUAAGCCCCCAAUAAAUUCAUCAUGAUUAA
Dinoponera quadriceps is the source of this 976-nucleotide messenger RNA. RefSeq names its product 26S proteasome non-ATPase regulatory subunit 10-like. Lineage: Eukaryota; Metazoa; Arthropoda; Insecta; Hymenoptera; Formicidae. The record is from RefSeq and is a predicted model, not a curated record. Gene Ontology annotation, molecular function: protein binding. The transcript has 4 exons. Bases 142 to 843 code for a protein of 233 amino acids.